Molecule: messenger RNA, 288 nt
Organism: Fonsecaea erecta
Lineage: Eukaryota; Fungi; Ascomycota; Eurotiomycetes; Chaetothyriales; Herpotrichiellaceae
Exons: 3
Coding region: 1-288 (95 amino acids)
Source: RefSeq, a predicted model, not a curated record
AUGGUGAUACAUCGCGUGGCUGUGAUCAGCAAUCUCCAAGCCUUUGAAGCAUUUGGGGGAGUUCUUGCGAUCACGAUCACGUCGGCAUUCUUGCGCCUUCUGACAAUCAACGAGCUUCGAAAACGCAUCGGCACGGACCCGGCUUCUGAAGAGAUGUUUAGACACUUCUUGGAAGACGUGGUCCACCUGGGCUCUGUGCCGAGCGACACACGACCUGCUAUGCAAGCUGUAUACGGUGUUGCUGCGAGGAGAUGUUGCUCAGCCCUUCAUGCAUCGCCUCUCCUCUAG